CUCAAGUUCAAGUUUGAACACCGGAGUGGGUGAGAGAGGCCACAGCUGCAGCGCACGGUAAGAAAAGACCCAGUGGACCAAAAUGGAAACAGACCCAUAUCAGAGAGAGUACGACUUCGCCGUAAAGGUGGCCAGAAAAGCCGGAGAGGUAAUCCGGGAAGCUGGGGAGCGUGAGAUCAAGGUGAGUACGAAGAGCUCGGCGGUCGACCUGGUCACCAGGACGGACGAGCGGGUGGAGAGAAUCAUCAUUGACACACUGAAGGAAGAAUUUGGAGCAGAUACUCACUGUUUCAUCGGAGAGGAGUCGGUCGCCAAGGGAAUCCCGUGUGUGCUCACAGAUAAACCCACCUGGAUCAUUGACCCGGUGGAUGGCACCACCAACUUUGUUCACGGAUUCCCAUUUGUUGCCGUGUCCAUCGCCUUUGCCGUCAACAAGGAGCUGGUGUUUGGAGUGGUCUACAGCUGCCUGGAGGACAAGAUGUACAAGGCCAGGAAGGGCAAAGGGGCUUUCUGCAACGACGAGGCCCUUGAGGUGUCCGACGUGAAAGACAUACACAAGUCCAUCAUCAUCUCUGAGCAUGGAACUGACAGGUCUAAGGAGAAGGUCACCAAGAUCUUCUCCACCAUGCAGAAGAUUCUCUGCAUCCCAGUUCACGGGCUCCGUGGUUCGGGAACUGCCGCCACCAACAUGUGCCUGGUGGCGUCGGGGGCCGUGGAGGCCUUCUUCGAGAUCGGGAUCCACUGCUGGGACAUCGCAGCGGGAGCGGUGAUAGUUCAAGAGGCAGGCGGAGUCCUGCUGGAUGUUAGCGGAGGCCAGUUCGAUUUGAUGUCUCGGAGGAUGAUUUGCGCAAACAAUGAUGAUAUUGCGAGGAGGAUCAUUAAGGAAAUAGAAAUAUUUCCCGUGGUGAGAGACGACGCGUCUCCUUAAUGCACCCAGCAUCAUUGAGGAGAAUACAGCACUCUCUUCUCCACCUGCUGUGUCUUCACUGAAUAAACUACUAAAA
Messenger RNA from Synchiropus splendidus (mandarinfish), 1004 nucleotides. RefSeq names its product inositol monophosphatase 1-like. Lineage: Eukaryota; Metazoa; Chordata; Actinopteri; Syngnathiformes; Callionymidae. Gene Ontology annotation, biological process: phosphatidylinositol phosphate biosynthetic process; inositol metabolic process; signal transduction. The coding region runs from base 83 to 928 and encodes 281 amino acids. Gene Ontology annotation, molecular function: inositol monophosphate 1-phosphatase activity. The transcript has 9 exons. The record is from RefSeq and is a predicted model, not a curated record.